AUGGCAAAUCGUAGUCUUCGGCCCAAUGCUGGAACGGGAAAGCCAACAUCAAGCCUUACGGAUGUGACCGAAUUCAUAAUUAAAGUGUAUGUCCCAAUAUGGUUUAAUAUUAAACUAAAUGUCAGUUCCACUUGUGGUAGUUUUCAUGUAUUUAAAACGAUUGAGCUGUCACUGUAUUUAAGAGAUGAUUUAGAAAGAAUUGUGGAUACUGUAAUCCAAAGAAACGCGUAUUUUAUACACCCCAAAAACAUUCUAUUUUUUAUGCUAACAGAUACUUGUGAAUGGGUUCGGGAACUAUCUCUACGAAGGAUCUUAAAAGCUAGAAAAACCAGUGGAGAAACGGUUGAAAUAAGACACUUAGUGAUACCAAAACUUAAUUUCAGUGUUACAGACUACUUUGAGUUAAUUUACUGGAAUGAGUGCGAUGUGAUACAGCCUCCUGUUUUAAGGGAUUUUACUGAUGAUAAUCUAAGGGUCCAGAAUCAAGAGACGACUUUAUUCGCUCCAGAAUAA
This is a messenger RNA of Psylliodes chrysocephalus, 513 nucleotides long. NCBI's taxonomy places the organism in Eukaryota, Metazoa, Arthropoda, Insecta, Coleoptera, Chrysomelidae. The record is from the annotation of a GenBank genome assembly.